AUGGAGCUUCGGGUGUUUGUUAACGGGAAACCCAGAGAUGUGUGCGGUGUAGAUGAAAACACAACCGCUGAAGAUGUGGUAAACGUCCUAUGUGAAUCUCUCCGCCUUGUUGGAUACUACUGUCUUGUAGCAUUUUGGCGAAAAAAUGAAAUCGUUUUUUCACCAUCUGAAAGUCCUCUCAAUGUUAUUACUAGCUGUGUUGACGAAAUUCAUUCUGGAGCAGAGUUGGCGAACAUCCAAAGCAGUUUCAGUUUGUUCUUCGUCGAACCGAUAUCCACCGACCCCAAAAUCCGACGCGCACGCGAUCCCCCAUCCCUACGUCGCAUCAUCACCGACGAACACUAUCUAAUUCAUCGCAACACGCAUCUUUUCAGAACGCAGCAACAGCUUACAAUCAGCUGCAGGAUCCCAGCCUUAGAAGACCGGAAGACAAAGGCAAAAGUCGCUGCUGCUUUCGCAGGUCGUACUCAGGAAUUGGAUGUUGGCUACGCAGAGGAAUUGCAACAACUUUCCAUAGUCGACUGGAGUCGACGUCUUGAAGAGGCGCGUCAGCACCAAGUUAGCCUUCAAAAUGAGCGCAGUCGGCUCCAACUUGAUCUUCAGCGUUUGGACAAUGAACUUCGACAAGCUCGGAGUAAGGUCCAGAGCCUGGAAUCCGAGAUGGCAAACGAGCUAACCAAUCUCCUAAAUGCAGUUGAGGGAGCGCUGGAGGAGAGACGCAAAAUUGUUGCUGGUCUUUUAGUCGCUUUCGAAGCACCUCAGUUACCGGCGUCGAGUGGAACUAAUCACGUGUGUGACGAAGUGAUGAUCUGA
Echinococcus granulosus is the source of this 813-nucleotide messenger RNA. RefSeq names its product Ras association domain-containing protein 8. The record is from RefSeq and is a predicted model, not a curated record. The transcript is spliced from 5 exons. NCBI's taxonomy places the organism in Eukaryota, Metazoa, Platyhelminthes, Cestoda, Cyclophyllidea, Taeniidae. The coding region runs from base 1 to 813 and encodes 270 amino acids.